AUGAUCCCCUGGGUGUAUGACCUGGGGCUUCACGUUCUCAGUGUUACGCUGGAUGUCUUCUUCCGGGAGGUCUCGACUCGCAAUUCCUUCCGGGUCCCCAACAAGGGACCCGUCAUCCUGGUGGCUGCGCCACACGCCAAUCAAUUCGUCGACUCGCUGGUCUUGAUGCAGCUGAUGAAGAAGCAUGUUGGCCGCCGUAUCUCCUUCCUCAUCGCGGAGAAAUCACUGCACGAGCCCUACAUUGGCACCAUCGCGGGCGCCUUGGGCAAUCUUCCCGUCACCCGCGCCAUGGACCAUGUCCGACCGGGCCAGGGGACCAUCUACCUUGCCUCGCCCGAAGGGGACCCGACUCGCAUUAGUGGUAUUGACACUGACUUCACGGGACCAGACUUCAUGGUCGGAGGCAGCAUCAUCCUGCCCAAGGUCGGUAAAGCAGUGCCAGAAAGCCAGUACAUUGAGGAGAUCAUAGGGCCGACUGAGCUCCGGCUUCGAGCCCCGUUCCAGACUCCACACGCCAUGGCUCUGCUGACACCGGCGACGGGCGAAGGAACGAGGUUCAAGGUCGCCCCGCACAUUGAUCAGAAACGCAUGUUUGCCUCCGUCUGGCAAGAGUUGUCGCAGGGGGCCUGCAUCGGCAUCUUCCCGGAGGGCGGCAGCCAUGACCGCUCGGACCUGCUGCCCUUGAAGGCCGGUGUAGCCAUCAUGGCCCUCGGAGCCCUAUCGCGGGAUCCGGACUGUGGCUUGUCCAUCAUCCCUUGCGGCAUGAACUACUUUCAUGCCCAUAAAUUUCGAUCGCGGGCGGUCAUUGAGUUUGGCCAUCCCAUCGAUGUUCAUCCCGAUCAGGUCAAGGCCUACGAAGCCGGGGGAGCACAGAAGCGCAAUGCCAUCGGCUCCCUGCUGGAGACGAUCAAUGAUGGUCUCGCAGCGGUCACUCAACCCAGUCCGGACCACGAGACCCUACAACUGAUCCAGGCCACCAGACGCCUGUAUAAGCCGAUCGGCAAGAAGCUGCCCUUGCCGUUGGUGGUUCAAUGGAACCGGCGGCUACUCAAGGGGUACACGAGAUACCGGGAUGACCCGCGAGUGGUGCGACUCAAGAAGGCAGUCUUGGAUUACAAUGUCAAGCUUCGAGCACUGGGCAUUAAGGACCACCAGGUGGAAUGGGGCAAUGCCACCGAUCGCCCAUGGCUGGUGGCCUUUGCUACGCUACUGUAUCGACUUACGGAGUUGGUCGUCUUAAGCGUCGGCACCCUUCCCGGGGUACUUUUGUUUUGGCCUGUCUUCGUGACCACCAAGGUGAUUUCGGUUAAGAAGAAACGGCAAGCAUUAGCAGCAUCAGUGGUUAAAGUCCGAGCCCAAGACGUCGUUGCAAGCUGGAAGAUCCUGGUGGCGCUUGGAUUAGUCCCGGCGCUGUAUACUUGGUACACCUUCCUGGUCUGCUUCUGGCUGCGCUACGAGCGCUCUGGUGGCCACUAUUCUCAUCUUCUGCCCUGGUAUAUGCAGGUGCAUACUUACAUCCCAGAUUCUGUCCCUUUGUGGCAAUUUGCGAUCGGGUUCUUCGCUCUCCUGGUCGGGGUGUCGUUUGCAGCGCUCGAGAUCGGCGACACUGGUAUGGAUAUUUUGAAGUCUUUACCACCGUUGUUGGUCGCAUUGAACCCACGUUCAUCAGGAUCUUUGAGUCAAAUUCGAGCGACCCGCAAUGCUCUAGCAGUCCAGGUACGCGAGGUAAUCGAUGACCUCGGAGAAGAAGCAUUCCCCGGAUUCGAUGCCAGCAGCAUCCAUGGCGAUACGCAUCGUGAGGAUGCUUACCUUUCUCAGCUCAAGCCAACCUCUGAUCUCUGA
This is a messenger RNA of Aspergillus brunneoviolaceus CBS 621.78, 1842 nucleotides long. RefSeq lists its product as uncharacterized. Gene Ontology annotation, biological process: phospholipid biosynthetic process. Gene Ontology annotation, molecular function: glycerol-3-phosphate O-acyltransferase activity; glycerone-phosphate O-acyltransferase activity. Gene Ontology annotation, cellular component: endoplasmic reticulum membrane. The coding region runs from base 1 to 1842 and encodes 613 amino acids. The transcript has a single exon. The record is from RefSeq and is a predicted model, not a curated record. Lineage: Eukaryota; Fungi; Ascomycota; Eurotiomycetes; Eurotiales; Aspergillaceae.